AUGUUGCUGAGGCUGCUGUUGCUGCUGCUGCCCGUGCUGUGGGGAGGAGCCCUGGCUAAGGAUUCAAGCUACUGGCUGGAACUACAGGAGUCUGUGACAGUGCAGGAGAGUCUGUGUGUCUCUAUGCCAUGCAAGUUUUCCUACCCCUGGGUGUCCUCUAAAUACCUGUACCAGCAUUGGUUCAAGAUAGAAAGAAGUAAAAAGCGUGGUCUUCUAGUGGCCACAAACAAUCCAGAAAAGAAGCUACAGGAGAGGACCCAGGGCCGGUUCUUGCUCCCCGUGGACCCCGAGCCCGAUGACUGCUCCCUGACCAUCAGAGAUGUCAACACGAGGGACAGUGGGACCUACUUCUUUCAAAUAGAAAAUAAUAUGGACUAUGAACAUACAUAUGAAGACCAAAUGCUCUCUCUGAAAGUGACAGCCCUGACGGACAAACCUGACAUACUCAUCCCAGGGCCCCUGGAGUCCGGCCGCCCCAAGAAACUGAACUGCUAUGUGCCCUGGGCCUGUGAGGAGGGCACGCCCCCCAUCUUCUCCUGGACAUCAGCUGCUUACACCUCCCUGGACCCCAGGUCUCAUCAUCUCUCCUCCGUGCUCACUCUCACCCCACGGCCCCAGGACCACGGCACCAACCUCACCUGUCAGGUGUAUUUUCCUGCCACUGGUGUGAGUGUGGAGAGAACCAUCCGGCUCAAUGUGGCCUAUGCUCCACAGAACAUGGCCAUCCGCGUCUUUCAAGGGAACAGCACAGCCCUCAAGAUUCUGAAAACCACAUCCCUUUCCAUCCUGGAGGGAGAGGCCCUGAGGCUGCUCUGUGAGGCUGACAGCUACCCCUCUGCCAAGCUGAGCUGGUUCCGGGGGUCCCCAGGCCUGCACGCCACCCCCCUCUCCAGCACCGCGAUCCUGGAGCUGCCUCGCGUGGGGCCUGCACAGGAAGGAGAGUUCACCUGCCAAGCUCGGCACCUGCUGGGCUUCCAAAGCGUCUCUCUCAGCCUCUCUGUGGUCUGGGGUCACUGGUCGCUGCAGCUGGUCCUGAGGUCAGCCGUGGUGCUGCUGGUUCUGGGCCUGCAGCUGAAACACAACCGAGGCCUCGAUGAGUUUGACGGGGUUCAGAACCUCCUUCUCCUGAACGCUUAA
Molecule: messenger RNA, 1137 nt
Organism: Myotis lucifugus (little brown bat)
Lineage: Eukaryota; Metazoa; Chordata; Mammalia; Chiroptera; Vespertilionidae
Product: sialic acid-binding Ig-like lectin 6
Biological process (GO): cell adhesion
Cellular component (GO): plasma membrane
Molecular function (GO): sialic acid binding
Source: RefSeq, a predicted model, not a curated record